CCCCGGCCAGAUCCACCUCCCCGGCCGCCCGCCCGCCCGCCUCCCAGCCCCCCCUAGCUCCUCCGCAUCCAGAUCCUGCGGCCGGUAAUGGCGCCGUUGCCUCCGCAUCCGCAAGCAGCGCCGCCGCUCUGAGCCGCUCUCCACGCAUCGCGGAGUCUCCGUCUCCGUCGCCGUCGCCGUCGCCGGCCACCCCACCGCUGCCUCGACCACGCCCCCUACCCACCCGAGGUUGAUGUUGAAGACCUAUAGAGCUCAAAAGACCCAGAUGGUACUACUGGCAUAAUGCAGCCUUCAGACAUUUGGAAGGCGCAUGCGUCGCAGCAGCAGCAGUCGGAGGGGUCAGGGCUGGACAUGGAGAGGAACAACGGAUGCAACGGCCAUAACUGCUGCCCGUCCCCUCUCCAGCCCGUCGCCUCAGCUGGUCAGCACUCCGAAAGCAGCGCCGCCUACUUCUCUUGGCCCACGUCUACGCUGAUGCACGGCUCCGCCGAGGGCCGCGCCAACUACUUUGGGAACCUGCAGAAGGGCGUGCUGCCGGGACACCUUGGCCGCCUGCCCAAAGGCCAGCAGGCCACCACCUUGCUCGAUCUCAUGAUUAUAAGGGCGUUCCACAGCAAGAUCCUGCGCCGCUUCAGCCUUGGCACGGCCAUAGGCUUUCGGAUCAGGAGGGGCACGUUGACCGACACGCCUGCCAUCCUCGUGUUUGUUGCUCGCAAGGUUAACAAGAAGUGGCUCAGGCCUACGCAGUGCCUUCCAGCCGCCCUUGAGGGACCUGGGGGUGUGUGGUGUGAUGUUGAUGUUGUUGAGUUCUCUUAUUAUGGUGCACCAGCACCGACUCCAAAGGAACAAUUGUAUGACGAGCUUGUUGAUGGGCUGCGGGGUAGUGAUCCAUCUAUAGGCUCUGGUUCACAGGUAGCUAGUCUUGAAACAUACGGGACUUUGGGUGCCAUCGUGAAGAGUCGAACUGGCAACAAGCAAGUAGGCUUCCUAACGAACAGACAUGUUGCAGUUGACCUGGAUUAUCCUAAUCAGAAGAUGUUCCAUCCGUUGCCCCCUAAUCUUGGACCUGGAGUUUACCUCGGUGCUGUUGAGAGAGCCACAUCUUUUAUCACGGAUGAUGUUUGGUAUGGUAUCUAUGCGGGAACGAACCCAGAAACAUUUGUCCGUGCUGAUGGUGCAUUUAUACCAUUUGCGGACGACUUUGACAUUACCAAUGUCAGCACCUCAGUUAAAGGAGUUGGACUCAUCGGUGACAUCAAGGCAAUCGAUCUGCAGUCCCCGAUUGGCAGUCUCAUCGGGAAGCAAGUUGUGAAAGUUGGAAGAAGCUCAGGCCAUACGACAGGGACCGUCAUGGCAUAUGCUCUUGAAUACAACGACGAGAAGGGCAUAUGCUUUUUCACCGACUUCCUUGUCGUCGGGGAGAACCAGCAAACGUUUGAUCUUGAAGGGGACAGCGGAAGCCUUAUAAUCUUAACAGGACAAGAUGGUGAGAAGCCACAGCCUAUAGGGAUUAUAUGGGGUGGCACGGCCAACCGCGGAAGGUUGAAGCUGAAAAGUGGGCAGGGCCCAGAGAACUGGACGAGUGGUGUUGAUCUGGGGCGCCUUCUUGACCUCCUCGAGCUCGAUCUGAUCACGACAAGCGAAGGGCUGCAAGAGGCCCUGGAGGAGCAGAGGAUCACGGUGGCGGCGGCCAAUUCUACGGCCACCGAGUCGUCGCCGCCCGUGGCCACCACCCCGCAAGAAGCCGAGAAAGUGGACAAGAUCUACGAGCCCCUGGGGAUCAACAUCCAGCAGCUUCCACGGGACGGCUCUGCCAACUCGACGGACCAGCCCUUUGGGCCCGACGAGUUCCACGUCGACACGGUGGAUGGGGUAAACAGCAACGUGGAGGAGCGGCAGUUCAUCCCGAACCUGAUGGGCAUGUCCCCGAUGCGUGACGAGCAAGGAGGCAACGGCGAGCUGGAAAACAACUGCAACCUGGAGAGCUCGGCGGAGGACAUCUGCUUCUCGCUGCACCUGGGCGAGCGGGAGCCCAAGAGGCUCCGCUCCGACACGACGACGGUGGACAUAGACCUGCAGAAAUGAGAGAGGGGCCGUGGCAUCUUGUUCCUUUCAUCGUGCCCCUCUGUAUGCGUUGUUGUUGUUGUUGGAUUGGAGGCGAUUGCGAUUUGUGGAUGGAAAAAUAAAACCCCAUUGAUCGAUCUGUGAGAUGAGAACCUGCUGUUGUAUUGCUCGCUGGGACCCGACCGACAGAGUUUUACUACAGCAGUAGUUUCAGGUGAAAACGAUGGCGCUGUCA
Molecule: messenger RNA, 2299 nt
Organism: Triticum dicoccoides
Lineage: Eukaryota; Viridiplantae; Streptophyta; Magnoliopsida; Poales; Poaceae
Product: protein NARROW LEAF 1-like
Exons: 6
Coding region: 283-2085 (600 amino acids)
Source: RefSeq, a predicted model, not a curated record